CAGUCCCGCCAUCAGCCCCUACCCGCCGCUAAUAAUAUUCGACCGCGUCGAACUUGCUGGCCAAUUACUUUCAGACUAGCUCUAGUUCUACUUCAAACCUUUAAUCGAGUUCAAGACACGAAAUAACGCGCUUUAUCAUGUUCUUCAAGUCCGUCGCUGCCCUUGCCACCCUCUCGCUCGCAGCCGUGCCCGUUGUGCGCGCUGCCCAGCAUGCAGUAACCGUCGGAGGACCCGGAAUCCUCAAGUUCGAUCCUGAGACUUUGACCGCCGAUCCAGGAGACACUAUCAUCUUCACCUUCAAGCAGAAGAACCACACCGUCAGCCAGUCGACAUUUGCCAACCCAUGCCAACUCAUGGACGGCGGCUUCGACUCUGGCUUCGUACCAGUGGCAGACAACAACACCAACGGCCCCUUCCCCACCGCCCAGUUCACCGUGCAAGACACCAACCCCGUCUGGGUGUACUGCCGCCAGGCGAACCACUGCCAGCAGGGCAUGGUCUUCGCCGUCAACCCCGGCGACAAGUUCCCAGCCUUCCAGGCCGCCGCCACCGGCAACACCACCUCCACCAAUUCGACGUCCACCACCAACUCUACCUCCACCGCGACGACAGCGUCCGUGGUGACCGUCACCGCGACGGUGACCGUCGGGGGCGGGCAGGCGGUGACGACGACGUACGGCUCUUACCCCGGCUCGUCGGCACCUACAUCUGCUGCGUCGACGGACCACAAGGUCGUCGUCGGCGGGCCGAACCAGCUCACGUUCAGCCCGGCGAAUAUCUCCGCGCAGGUCGGCGACACGAUCACCUUCGAGUUCCAUGAGAAGAACCACACCGCGACGCAGUCGAGCUUCGCCAACCCCUGCCGCUCCCUUACCGACACCUCCACGAGCGGACAAGUCGGCUUCGACUCCGGAUUCAUGCCCGUCAGCAGCGACGCCCCCACCUUCCCGACCUAUACCAUCAAAGUGAACGACACCGCGCCGCUCUGGGUGUACUGCAGGCAGGCGAACCACUGCGGGCAGGGCAUGGUCUUCGCCGCGAACGCGGUCGAGUCCGGCGCGAACAACUUCGCCGCGUUCCAGGCUAAGGCCAAGCAGCUCAACGGCACGUCCACCUCCAGCUCCUCAACGCCCUCCGCCACCAAGUCGAGCGCGGGCGAUAGGAGGAGCAACGUCCAUAGAGAUGCGGGCGUGGCGAUGGCGGUUAUCGCUGCGGCUGUCGGGAUGCUCCUAUAGUGAGACGAGGGAUACGACGCACGACACGACUGUUACGAUUCGUCUUUCGCUCUUGGGGCGCAGGCCACUGGUGGCCCGCGCAUAAUGGUCUCUCUUUGCUUGCCUAUCAUCCACGAAUGUAUCGAUAGAACUCGGACUUACUCGCGUAUACUGUAGCAUCUACGUAGUGUAAUACUACAGUCUUUUCUCUUGCCUAAUGCACAGACCGUUGGGAUCCCACCAGCAGCGCGAACGCAAGGUCACUCAAUCACCGCUCACAUCAUCAGCGUCGUCCGUAUACACCGCUACCUACGCAGCAGCAGCAGCACCGCCCUGCGCAUGCCCGCUCCUCGCCCUCCACUCCGCCAGCCAGUCC
Gloeophyllum trabeum ATCC 11539 is the source of this 1590-nucleotide messenger RNA. RefSeq lists its product as uncharacterized. Bases 138 to 1235 code for a protein of 365 amino acids. Lineage: Eukaryota; Fungi; Basidiomycota; Agaricomycetes; Gloeophyllales; Gloeophyllaceae. The transcript has 5 exons. The record is from RefSeq and is a predicted model, not a curated record.